AAAUCAAUGUGGACUUUGAUUCUCCUCAUCUGUUCCAUUCCCAUUUCAGGUGCUUUAUGGCCAGAGAAGCACGUUAUGGGAAUUUUGGGAAGAGCGAUCACAAUAUCUUGUCACUACGAAGCACGGUGGUAUCAGUCACACAUGAAAUAUUAGUAUCACGGAAGGGCUCGUCAGUGUACGGUUAUAGCAACGACAAAUUGGCCAAAUGGGAGAAUAUCAAUCACUGAUAACAAAGCACAAGGAAUAUUUCUUGUCACAAUCACGAAUCUUCAAUGGGGAAAUGCCGGACGAUACAGCUGUGGGAUUGAGACUCCUGGCCUUGACCCAAUGUUUAAUGUAGAGCUGCACAUCUCUGACGAAGCUGUCUCUGUUCCUGGACUCCGAUAUUUAUCCCCACCAUAUGUUUCAUAUUCUGGAGGUUCAGUGACAGUCUCCUGUGAGUCUGCCCGGGGAUCUCUCCCCAUUCACUACACAUGGUCUGAGAAGACCCCUUCUCAAGAUUUAAAGAUAUCUGACACCAAUAAACCGGAUCUACAUUGUCAAUCCUUCACACAGCAACAUCAUCAAUAUUACUGCACAGCCUCAAAUACUCAGGGAACAAAACCCAGUGAAAUUGUUCAUGUCUCAGUCAGCAAUGUAAGAGAGAAGAACUGCAGUUAUAACAUAAAAGCCAAUGGCAUCGACUUGGAUUCUGAAGAUGAUCUUGUUGUUGGUGACAUUGUUGAAGAGACUGCACAAGUGCUGGUAUUGGACUGGGGUGAUAUUGUUGGUGAUGUUGUUGGUAAUAUUAUUGGUGAUAUUGUUGGUGAUAUCGUUGGUGAUAUUGUUGGUGAUGUUGUUCAUAUUAUUGGUGAACUCGUUGGUGAUAUUGCUGUUGAUGUUGGUGAUAUUGUUGGCUCAGAAAACAGACCUCAAGAGGAUGGAAGUGACCACUGUCUAUGUCGGCAAGUGACAGCUCUAUGUGAAACCCGUGGUUUUAAACAAGUGGGAUAUCUGGGUUGUAGUUACCAGCCCAAGCCCUUUAACAAACCCCAAUGGAACACACCAACUCUCAGAUUCAGGGAAAAAAGUAACCGGGAUCAUCAUUGUGGGGAACUACAGGAGAUGGGAGAGAUACAGAACAAAUAUUUCGCAGGAGUUUCUACAAUGGAAAAUGACAUAGAGGCUAGGGAGCUCCAGAUCAGAGUCGCGAGUGUGGUGCUGGAAAAACACAGCAGGGCACUCAGCAUUCGGACAGCAGUUUCAGAUGUUUUAUGGGCAGAGAAACAUGUUACUGGAAUUUUGGGAAGAGCGAUCACAAUAUCUUGUUACUACGAAAAUUGGUGGUACCAAUCAAACAUGAAAUAUUGGUGUCACGGAUGGACUCGUCAGUGUAAGUUUAUCGCAACGACAAAUCGGCCAAAUGGGAGAAUAUCAAUCACUGAUAACAAAACACAAGGAAUAUUUCUUGUCACAAUGAAGAAUCUUCAAUGGGGAGAUGCCGGACGAUACAGCUGUGGGAUUGAGAUUCCUGGUAUUUACUCUGACCUCAUGUUUAAUGUAAAUCUGCACAUCUCUGAAGAAGCCGUCUCUGUUCCUGGACUUCGAUUUUUAUCCCAACCAAAUGUCUCAUGUUCUGGGGGUUCAGUGACAGUCUCCUGUGAGUCUGCCCGGGGAUCCCUCCCCAUUCACUACACAUGGUCUGAGAAGACCCCAUUUCAAGAUUCAAAGAUCUCUUACACCAAUAAACUGGAUCUACAUUGUCAAUCCUUCACACAGCGACAUCAUCAAUAUUACUGCACAGCCUCAAAUACUCAGGGAACAAAACCCAGUGAAAUUGUUCAUGUCUCAGUCAGCAAUGUAAGAGAGAAGAACUGCAGUUACAGGAUACAGACCAACAGCAUCAGUGAACAAUAUACUUGUGCUGUUUCUUCAACAACAUCACCAAGAACUGCACAUUCCCCAAUUAUAACUGGAAGUUUCUCGACCAGUCAAAACCAGUCCCCAGGAAAGAAUUCCCAUGAAACUCUGAUUUAUAUUUUGGUCGGUGUACUGGGGGCCAUUCUGUUUGUUAUUGCUCUACUUUUGUACCUGAGGCAAAUCAAAAAGGGGACAUUCUGCAUCAUGUGUCAUCAGAGAACUAAGAGUCUUAAUGAUGAACAGGAAUUGCCUUCAGUGGAAGAGAACUUGGUAUAUGCAAACAUAAACUACAUUCAAAGGAACACAGCAGAAAGACAGAGAGAGAGAGGAAGCAACUUGAAUAAUGAUGAAAUCACAUACGCAGUGAUGGCAUUUCAAAAGAAAUCUUCAUCACUGAGAGGUGGGCUGGCAAUGCACACAGGUGACAACUCAGACAGUGUCAUCUACAGUGACCUCAACUUUCCAAACCAGCCACCAAAGGGGAAUAAAAAAGCCCCAAUGCACAACAUCCCUCAGGAAUCUGGAGGGGACGUUUAUGCUGAUAUUGCUUUUUAGGAAAACCAUGAUGAGAUAUUUAUACUGUUCAUUUUUCCUUCUUACUUUGUAUUGAAUUUUGUCUAUUGUAAGCUGUUAUUGUAAGUUUGGUUUCCUCAGCAGAUGGAAUCAAUUUAACUUUUAUUCCCAAGUCUGGGUCACUUGCAUUAAAUAACAAGAGCAGAAGUCUAAAAACCAAGGGGUUUGGCAACCCAAUCAAGUCCCCAUCUCCUGUCUCCCCUCACUCUAACCUCUGAGUCACAGAUUCCAGGUUCAAGUUUAAGUUUUUGUUCCACUCUCAUCAGGACUAAGCCACAAAAAAACCAAACUUCAAAAGGGAAUAUCAAUAUAAACAGCAUGAGAAGUGAGUGCAAAUUGUUUGGAUAAUGUUAAAAAUGACACAACACCAGGUUAUAGUCCAACAGGUUUAAUUGGGGCUACCAGCUGAUGAA
Chiloscyllium plagiosum (whitespotted bambooshark) is the source of this 2885-nucleotide messenger RNA. Lineage: Eukaryota; Metazoa; Chordata; Chondrichthyes; Orectolobiformes; Hemiscylliidae. The record is from RefSeq and is a predicted model, not a curated record.